Molecule: messenger RNA, 530 nt
Organism: Apus apus (common swift)
Lineage: Eukaryota; Metazoa; Chordata; Aves; Apodiformes; Apodidae
Gene: PRAM1
Product: PML-RARA regulated adaptor molecule 1
Exons: 5
Coding region: 21-320 (99 amino acids)
Biological process (GO): protein localization to plasma membrane; T cell receptor signaling pathway; integrin-mediated signaling pathway
Cellular component (GO): plasma membrane
Molecular function (GO): protein binding
Source: RefSeq, a predicted model, not a curated record
UCUCCCAGAAGGUGAAGCCAAUGACACUCAAGGAAUGCAAGAAGGAAGAGAAGGCAGACAGGGAGUUCCAGAAGAAGUUCAAGUUUGAAGGAAGCAUCAAUGUCCUGACCCAGAUGAUGGUUGACCCCGCAGCGGCGGAGAAGAGGGGUGGAGGGAAGAACCUGCCACUGAGACGAGGAGAAAUUCUGGAUGUCAUUCAGUUUACAAAUCAGGAGCAAAUCCUCUGCCGGAACAGCAAGAGGAGGUAUGGCUACGUGCCCCGGGCUGUGCUGCUGCACCUGGACACGGACAUCUAUGAUGACGUUGAGGUUUCUGGUUGAGCGAUCCAAGCUGAAGCCAAAGGCACAAGACAGAACCAACAGAGACCUCCCCAGGGGCCAAAACAUGAAAAGCACUAGAUGCCACACUCCUGCUUGGGCAGGAGCUCUGCUUCUUCUGAGAUGGGCUGCAAAAGCCUCCGUGUCCUCCCUGAGACAGCGGCCAGGCCGCUCCUCCUGCUGCCAGGAUCUUGUCCCACAGGGGCAGGGGGC